Messenger RNA from Auxenochlorella protothecoides, 3879 nucleotides. RefSeq lists its product as hypothetical. Lineage: Eukaryota; Viridiplantae; Chlorophyta; Trebouxiophyceae; Chlorellales; Chlorellaceae. The record is from RefSeq and is a predicted model, not a curated record. Bases 1 to 3879 code for a protein of 1292 amino acids. The transcript is spliced from 13 exons.
AUGGCGAUCUCAUCGCCCGCAGCGUUUGCCUCGUGGAGCGAAGCUUGGAUAGCAGAGUCCCUGGAUGUGGAGGAGUCGACGCUUUCACAGCUCGCCCGCGCCGUGCGUUAUGGCGAGGAGCAGCUGGACCCCAAUGCAUCCGAGUCGGCUGUGUGGAACUCCUCCCCACCUAAAGCGGGCGUCCAACCCAGCGUUGCCCACUCUCAGGAGGCCCUGCCUGGGAGCAGAGGCCCCUCGCCCCCGUGCCCCGAUGUGAGCUCAUGGGGAGCAGAGAGUGUGCAGGUCCUGCUGCAAGAACGCACGAUCGAGCUGGAGCUGGAGCGGGCGAGGCGCCAGGCGCUGCAGCAGGCCCUGCUGGAGGCCGAGGAAAGGGCCAGGCUCCUGGCCCAGGAUCGGGAGCAGUUGGCGGACAGGCACCGCGCCGAGCUGGAGGACCUGGCAGCGGCCUGCGACGCCGAGCUGGCCGAGGCGCGCGGUCUCCAUCGCCGGGAGGUCGCUGAGCUGGCGGCGGCGUAUGAGGCCCAGCUGGAGGGGACCCAGGACCAGGUCGCCAUGCUGGAGGACAGGCUGAAUGUGACUCAGUAUGGCGGUACCCCCAUGGGACAUCCCAAUAUUCAAACCCGCUCCGACAGGGGCUCACCCACCAAUGCCAUGGAGGCCCCUGUGCGGGACCUGUUUGACAGCCCCAUGAAGGGAGUCUGUGGCACCGCCCAGGCCGGCGAUGCCUUCUGUGGAAUGCCUCCCCCACUGGCCGCCCAGCCUUCCCUGGUGUCGGCCGCCUCGCAGCAGGCUGUGACGGCCGACAGCUGUCCCUGGGACUCCUCUUCGUCAGACGAGGACGGCGCGCCGGCCCCGCAUCGCAGCUCGCCUGAGAUCGAGGUGGGUGCUCCCCGGCACGUCCACGGCGCUUCCACGGGCGGAGUGGAGGGCUCCACUUCACUACACCAGGCACAGCAAGGGACGCUGGCCGCAAGGCCGGCCCCGGUGCCCGGGACCGCCGCCGUCGAGGAGCGUCACCUGCGCUCCGAGAUCGCCGCUCUCAACCGCAAGCUCGAGCGGGGCGGCGAGUCGCUGUGCAAGGCCACCCACGCCAUUCGCGUGCUGCACUUCAAGCUCCAGCGCGAGCGACAGAGCGUGGCCCGCCUGCAGGCCGACAAGUGCAUGCUCCAGUCGCGGCUGCUGGCGGCCCUGGGCGAGGCCGUGGAGGCCGAGGGCGGGCUUGCGGGGCACGGCCCCCCGACAUCCAAGCAGCUGCAGGAUUCCGACACUUUGCCGCCGGAAAUCGACGACCAGGAGGCCGACGCCGAAGCCGCUUGCCUGCGCGCCGAGCUGGCGCGCGAGCGCGCCGCGCUGGCGGAGGCGAGGCGGGAGCGCGACGAGGCCAGGCGCGCCGCCGACCGCGCCGCCGAGCACGCCGCGCGGACCACGGAGGCGCUGAUGGCCGCGCGGGAGGCGGCGGCGGACGUGCGGCGGCGCGGUGGGGCAUGUCCUGGGAUGGAGGACUGCGUGGGUCGUCAGGUGCGGGGCGCGGCGCCCUCCACGGACCCUGCGGCGGUCGGGCCUCGGGACGAGAGCGAGGUCCGCGCCGGCGAUCCGGCCACGCUGGGUGAGGCCACGGCGUCGGAGGCCGCGGCGCUGCGCGCCGCGCUGAGUGCUGCGCGGGCCGCGGAGCGCGAGGCGCUGGCCUCCGCGGGCGGCGCGCUGGGGAGGGCCGAGGCCCUGGCCUCCGCGCUGGAGGCUGCGAGGGGAGAGCUUGCCGGGGCGCAGGCCAGGACCUCGGAGCUGCAGGCCGCGCUGGAGGCGGCGCGCGCCGACGUGGCGCUGGCCGCCGAUCUGCAGGGAGGCCUGCGGGGCGGAGACCGCGGCGCCGAUGUCGUGGGUGAGUCAGGCCUGAUCGACGCGGUGCAGGCGCUGCAGGUCCGCAACCGGGGCCUCACGGCCGCGCUGGAGGCCAGCACGGAGGCCUCCUCGCGCGGCGCCGAGCGGCUGGAGCGCCUGGGCGAGCGCUGCGCGGCGGCCGAGGCGGCUGCGGAGCGGGAGCGCGAGCGCGCGGAGCGCACGGCCGCCCUGCUCGAGGCCAAGGCCGCCGAGCUGGAGGCGCAGGCGGCGCACGCGGCCGGCGCACGCGCGGAGCUGCGGGCGGCGGAGGACGCGGCGACCGCACGGGCGACCGCGUUUGCCGACCUGGAGGGGCAGGUGGCCAGCUACCAGGGCAUGCUCGCGUCGCAGGAGGCAAUCCUCAAGCGCACCGUGGCCGCCCUGACCAGCCUGAGGAAGCGGGCGGGCGACGACGCGGCCAGGCUGGCAACGCUAAAGGGGGCGGCCGGCGAGGCCGAGGCCCUCCGCAAAGCCUCCGGCGCACGCGAGCGGGAACUUGGAGACUGCCGCGAAGCCAGGCGGGUGGCCGAGGCGGCGUGUGCCGCGGCCGAGGCGCGCGCGCUGCGCCUGGAGGGCGCGCUCUCCCGCCUGGCGGCCGAGCUCGCCUCCGGGCAGGACGCGCUCCUGUCGGCGCGGCGCGAGGGCGCGGAGGCGCUGGAUGCGCGCGCCGCGCUGGAGGCGCGGCUGGAGGAGGGACGGGCGCGGGGUGCCGAGCUGGAGGCGAGAGUAUCACGCGCGGAGGGCAGGGCCGCCGAGCUGGAGGGCGCGGCGGCUGCGCUGCGCCUGUUGGCCCAGGCGCACGGCUAUGUGUUCGAAGAGGCGGUGGACGCCGGGGCUGCAACGUGCGCAGAGGGGCCAGGGAGGUAUGCGAGCUCGGAGGACGCAGAACUCUGUCCACUGAAAUCCGCGGUCAGGCACCUGGACCGCGCGCUCGCCGCCGCGCUGGCCGGGCGAUGCGAGGCGGAGACGGAGCGCGAGGCUUCCCGUCGUGCCCUCGCCGCCGCCGAGCGCAAGCUGGCCGAGGCGCGGGCGGAGGCCGAGGGCCUGCGCGGCCGGGCGGCCGAGUCGUCUGCCGCCGCCGCCGCCGCGGGCGCCGACAUGGCGCUGCUGGAGGCCCAGGCGGGGACGCUGCGACGCGAGCUGGAGUUCUUAGGGCUGCAGUUGGCUGAUGCCAGGGAGGAAGGCGAGGCGGGCGCCUCGCGGGCCGCCGCCGAGGCGCUCGAGCGCGCCGCACAUCAGCAGGUGGUGGUGGGCGGCUCACGCGACGCCGCGCAGGUCGUGGCCGAGCUGCAGCCGGGGAUUCGGGCCCAGGAGGAGCUCCUGGCGGCCAUGGGCCUGGACAGGGUGUGGCAGGCCCUGGUCGGCCUGGCCGGCAGGAAGACCCCGGCACGCAGCGGGUGCAGGAGCGGGACCCCCCCCGCGACGCCCUGCUCCGCACCCAGCGCGUCGGGUUGGCGAGCCCUGUCCCAGCCCCCGCUGGAGAGCCUGGCGCUCCUCGCGGCCGACGUGGCAUGGGUGCUGGGCGAACACCCGGCCUCGCUCGCCGCUGCUGGCAGGGAGGGCGCUCCCGACCCGGAGACCACCGUCGCCGUGCUCAUCGAGGCGGUCAGGAGCCUGAUGCAGCGCCACAGGGGUGUGCUCCGCCUGCUGCGCGGUCAGGGCCGCGUCAACGAUCGGAAUCUGGCCGACUCCGCGUCGCAGGCAGUGUCCAUCGGCCGCCAUGCGUGCACGGCUGGGGCUGACCAAUGUCGCUCGCCCCCGGCCCGCCCCUCGUCCCACCGCGGCCUGGUCCGCGAGAGGCGGGGCCGGCGCGAGCGGGAGCGCCCUGCGGGGCUGGACGCCCACUCGCACGUCAAGCAGGGCCUGGACCGGCUGAUCAGGGCGGCGGGCGGCCCGGCCUGGGACGAUGCGGCACUGGGCUCCGGCAUCGAGUCCGAGGAGGAGGAGUGCAUUCCCCUGCGUAGGCGCUUUGCCACGCCCCCCGCCCAGGCCCUGACGUGA